AUGCAACAGACGCUGGCGAUUGGCACCAUUUCCAUGGGAUGGCAUCCCAGCCACAGCCUGGAGAGCAAAAUCUAUGCCGCCAAGCAGUUUGGAAUAGCUGGCAUCGAGUUAUUCGACCAGGACUUGAACAAGUUCGCAAAGUCCCACGUAAUAAGUCGCCUCGAAGCAGCAGAUGGGAUCGGGCGACUAUGCAAAGAUGCACAACUCACUAUCAUAAGCUAUACCUCGUUCGGCAGCUUCGAAGGCCAACCCACGCCAUUAUCUUCUCGGCUUGAAACCGCAAGAGAGUGGUGUGAGAUCGCUCGGCGACUGGGCACUACGAUAAUCCAAGUCCCCAGUAACUUCGAUGCGGAAGCUAUAGGAGACGAGGGCGUCAUCGUCGCAGAGCUUCAGGCGUUGGCCGAUCUAGGCCUACGGCAGUCUCCAUCCAUUUCGUUUGCAUACGAGGCGAUUGCGUGGGGUAAACAUGUCGCUGACUGGGAGGAGUCGCUUCACAUGGUGCAACUAGUAGACCGCCCAAAUUUUGGUCUCUGUCUGGACACCUAUCAUGUGGUCGCCAGACUAUGGGCAGAUCCCACGACUCUUUGCGGCAGAAGACCGGGCGGUGACACGGCGCUGCGUGCUUCGCUCCAAAGAUUCCGAGACGCCUGCCCGACCGACAAAAUCUUCUACAUACAGAUCAGCGACGCCGAGCAGGCCAGGCCUCCGAUACAGCCCGGCCAUCCAGCCUACCGUGAAGACGAGCAUGUGCUGCACUCGUGGUGCUUGGAUGGAAGGAUCCCCCCUUUCGACACAGAACACGGUGCUUAUUUACCACUGGAGGAGAUUCUGUCCGCAUGGCUGGUUGAAAGCAGAUACACAGGGUGGGUGAGCAUGGAAGUAUUCCACCGAAGUAUGAACGGAGAAAACUCGACCCCAGAUGUCUGGGCUAAGCGUGCAAGGGAGUCUUGGGACAAGAUACAAAAAUUGCUGCAGGAACGGUCACAAGGGACACUUAAAAUACAUUAG
Molecule: messenger RNA, 1008 nt
Organism: Fonsecaea multimorphosa CBS 102226
Lineage: Eukaryota; Fungi; Ascomycota; Eurotiomycetes; Chaetothyriales; Herpotrichiellaceae
Exons: 1
Coding region: 1-1008 (335 amino acids)
Source: RefSeq, a predicted model, not a curated record